UCGAGUGCGUAAGAGCGCAGAGCAGCACAGCAGAGAGACCCUCUCCAGCGCACAGACCCCCGUCGCCGGGAUUACCGUUUCCUCUCCUGCUGAACACGACGCGCUCUCUCAAUGAAGCUUGCUUCUUCGACGUGAUUUCUUCGCCAUGAGCUGCCUGGAUGUGAUGUACAAAGUGUUUGGUCCUCAGCCUUAUUUCACCUCCUACAGCCCUUAUCACCACCAGAAACUGGCCUUGUAUUCCAAAAUGCAAGACCCCCAGGACAGCGUGAGCCGGCUCGGCCCCUCGGGCCCCCCGGCCAUCAAAGAGGAGGACAAGGAGCUGCCCCCGGGAGCGGAGUACCUGAGCUCCCGCUGCGUCCUUUUCACUUACUUCCAGGGAGACAUCAGCGCCGUAGUGGACGAGCACUUCAGCCGAGCCCUGAGCCACACAACCGUGUACUCGAGCAGCCACAAGGCCGGGAGAGAUGGACCAUUCCCAAUGAGCCAGAGAAGUUUCCCUCCGUCCUUCUGGAACAGCUCCCAUCAGCCGCCCGUCUCCUCCGCAUUGGGCGGCGCUCUGUCGGCUCCGCACGCGGAGCUUCCGUUCCCCGGAGACCCGUACUCCUCCGCCUCCUUGCACAGCCACCUCCACCAGCCGAGCCCCGACUCCUGGCACCCGUCCCACCACCACCACCACCACCACCACCAUCCGUACUCCCUAGGGGGCUCGAUAGGCGGCCAGGGCUCGGCCUACCCGCGCCCGGGGGUCCACGAGAUGUACGGCACAGCGUUCGACCCCCGUUACAGCUCCCUGCUGGUGCCGUCGGUGAGGCCUCAUCACCGCCUGGCGUCCGGCAGCUCGGUCCCGGGGCCCAGCAGCUCGCCCUGUGACCUGGGAGGGAAGGGGGAGUCGGGGACGGGAGCGGCCUGGAGUGGCGCCUUCACCGGAACCGAGAUUGGACUCAACAUGGACACAGGUCUGCAGGGACAAGACAAGAGCAAGGACUUGUAUUGGUUUUAGAGACUGCUGAGACUCUACCCCGACCCCCGACCCCCUCCCUCCCCCCCUACACUUCACCCACUUCAGCUUUAGCCUCUUUCCUCCACUCCUGUUGUCGCUACGCUGAGGUUACGGGACGACUGACAGACAAACUGACAGUUUUGUGGCGUAACUGCUUCUGGUCUACUUGCAGCUCGGUGUCACGGAGGUCUGUGCAGCGGCAGCGCAGCCCUGCUGAGCUGAUCGCCCACCGGGUGGAUGCAAAAAGACACGAGCGCGGAGACAAAAGUGGAGAGACAGAGAAUCUGCUCUUGACGGAUGUGGAGAAAGACAAGACUCUUUGUGCAGGGACAACAUUCCUUUAAUGGAAAAAAAGAAAAAAAAAGAAAAGGUCUGGGGACAGACGGACAGAAACAUGUGUUGUCAACCUCCCAAAGGCAAGCGCUUGAAGACUUGGCAGGACUUGUCUCGCCGGGACAACUGGGCAACAGACACUGGGAGUGUUGUGGCUGGAGGAAAAGGCCGCGCUGGUGUCGAGGAGGCCGCACAGCAGGGAUUUGGGGGACUGCGAGAGCAGGAGGCCAAACGCUUUGGUUUACACGGAGUCCGUUGGUUCAAUGUCGACCGAAAAGCUCAGCAUUGUGUGGCACUGUAAAAGUUAAAUUAAACAGUUUUGACCGAUGACAAACGUUAUUUAAGUAAUGAUUUCACAAAGUGUUUGAAACAACAGCUGCAAACAACCACGGCUGUGUCCAAAUGACGGACGGUGUGCAAACUCUGGGCACGUUUUUUAGCACAUAGAAGGAAAUAAUUCCGCAUGCAUACACCAUUGUGAGCAGGUGACAUCGGACUAUUGUCCUGUAAUGCAACGUGCAAACGUUCACAGACUACUAAUUGAUUUGUACCAUAGAGCACACAGAUAAUCUUACUGAUUUGAAUUAGAUCAAACACAACGUUUGCUGCUUCGCUCUGUUUUAAGUUCACCCUCUUUUUUUGACAUUUUAUACAAUAAACUAUCAAUGAAUCCGUUGGAUAACAACAGAUUAAUGCAUAGGUACGAUUCUGGAUAUGACAAUCACUUUUGCCCUUAUUUAAAUAUUGUUUAAACUGUAUAUACGCUCGCUGCCGAAUGGGGACACCUGCUUGUCGUAUCACAGGAGGGAUGAGACCAGUUGUACCUCAACAUUUCUUUCUUUCAAAGACACUGUCAGGUGUAAACUGUAAAGAUAUUUUUAUGUGGUGGGAUUUUUGUUUAAGCGCACUUUUGAAAAACCUUGCAAGCAGCCGUGGCUGAGCCCAUUUACCUGCCGCAGACCGGAUGAGGGAUUUUUAUGGAGAACCGUUCUCACUGGAGCAGCCGCCAUUAGACGUGAAACAUCACGCUGACUGUGUCAACAAAGAAAUGCAAACCUCUCACUGGCGGCGUCUGAGGGAGAAGGGAGGCGUCCCCCCGACGAAUGAGGAGAACGACGGCUAUUUGAAGCCGCUUGACUCUUUCCCUCUCUGCUCCCGUGCAGCUGUCAACGACAACUGCUCUUUGACUCAGUGAACACACGCACACACACACACACACACACAUCCGAGCACACACCGUGAUUUUUGAGUUCUUUGUGAGGGCCAAUGAAGCUAGAAUGAAACCAAAAAGAACAAAUAGAUUUUGUGGCUCUAGUUGUGGGGACCGCUCCCUGUUGCUAAGCAAAUUUGGUUCUUUUUUAAAUGUUUUUCUGUUAAUAAAAGGGUUUCAGUUUUA
This is a messenger RNA of Gasterosteus aculeatus aculeatus (three-spined stickleback), 2729 nucleotides long. It is a transcript of the gene vgll2a, whose product is annotated as vestigial-like family member 2a. Gene Ontology annotation, cellular component: nucleus. The record is from RefSeq and is a predicted model, not a curated record. Lineage: Eukaryota; Metazoa; Chordata; Actinopteri; Perciformes; Gasterosteidae. Gene Ontology annotation, biological process: regulation of DNA-templated transcription.